UACCUAAAUUCUGUGGACCGUGGUAUUACUGGUAUUGCAGUAAUUCCAGUAAUUAUCAACUCCUUAGUCCUUCAAAUUUCAAUGAACCGUUGUUGUUCAAGUUCAAAAGUUAAUGAUUUUUAAAAAAUUAAUAACAUUUACAAAUUUGCGAUCUGUUAAGUUAAUCAUACGUACAAUGUCAUCUUCUGCAUUAGAGAAAAUCCCAAACGUAGAUAUUGAUGACAGAGGUCGUUAUAAAUACAUUUUGAUUAAGGUGACAGAUCAAAAUGAUUCUUCCAAUCAAUCAAAAUAUGUUGUACGAGGUGGUCAAAGAUUUGAUUUUCACGCCGACUGCUAUGAUAAUUUCAAAAAAUGUAUUAAACCGGAUGAACUAAAUGUCACGACCAGAAUUCUGGGAGGUGGUUGGUUGGAACAUGGUGACAAAUCCAUUCUCGUUGAAGGUGCAUCUGUUCAAUAUGGACCAGCUGACCAUUCAAUUUCAGCAAAUAUUUUAAGAAAAGCUUAUCCAGAUUACGAAAUAGCAUGCAACAACGAAUGAAAAUAAAACUAAAACGAUAAAAGUGUUAUAAUGUAUUACGUAUAUACAUAAUAAUGUCGUUUUCAUUCA
Messenger RNA from Melanaphis sacchari, 607 nucleotides. Its product is annotated as 14 kDa phosphohistidine phosphatase. Gene Ontology annotation, molecular function: protein histidine phosphatase activity. NCBI's taxonomy places the organism in Eukaryota, Metazoa, Arthropoda, Insecta, Hemiptera, Aphididae. Bases 113 to 538 code for a protein of 141 amino acids. Gene Ontology annotation, cellular component: cytosol. Gene Ontology annotation, biological process: peptidyl-histidine dephosphorylation. The record is from RefSeq and is a predicted model, not a curated record. The transcript has 4 exons.